Leptosia nina is the source of this 1011-nucleotide messenger RNA. NCBI's taxonomy places the organism in Eukaryota, Metazoa, Arthropoda, Insecta, Lepidoptera, Pieridae. The record is from the annotation of a GenBank genome assembly.
AUGAAUAAGUUAUGCAGAAUUUGUUUAGAGGAGGGCGUUUUGUCUUCUAUAUUUGGAAAAAGCUACAAUGAAUCGAUACGCAAGAAAAUUGAGAGUUGUAGUAAUAUAAAGGUUCAAGAAGAUGAUGGAUUAUCUGAUCAAAUAUGUAGCAAUUGUGCUUACAAAUUAGAAAUAGCUUUUCAUUUUAAGCAGACUUGUGAAAACUCGGACACAAGAAUGAGAAAACAUUUGGGAUUACACUCUAGCAAGUAUAAAGAUGCCAAUGUGAUGACUGAUCCAAUGGUAGUUCAGAAAACUACUCUUAUAAAGAGAUGUAACAAAUGUAAAACAGAACAAAGGAAAAGAUGUAGAAAGAAACCGGAAGCGGAAAAAUUAAGACGGGGCCCAAAACCAAAACCUAAACAGGUGCAUGAAUGUUCGGAAUGUCACAAGCAAUUCCGAUGUCAAACACAAUUAGAAAUACACAUAAGGACACAUACAGGGGAUAAGCCAUUUUGUUGUGUAUUCUGUUCUAAACAAUUUACACAGAAACACAACCUAACGAUACAUUUACGUAUACAUACUGGAGAGAAACCAUAUCAAUGUGAAAUGUGUAGCAAAACAUUCUCUACACAGGGUAAUUUGACAGUACACUUGAAAACUCAUACUGGUCAAAAAGAUCAUGUGUGUGAAGUGUGCAAGAAGGGGUUUGUUACAACAAGUGAAUUACAUAGGCAUAUGACAAAACACACGGGCUUCAAGAACUUCAAAUGUGAACUUUGUGACAAGGGCUUUUCUCAGAAAAGAGAAUUUAGACAACACAAAGCAAAAAAGCAUGGUAUUUGCUUUGGAACCGAUAGACCUAAACAGAGUGAUAGCUAUAGUGCCAAUAUCAUAGAUAAUGUAGAAAGUGUAAAGAUAAUGCCUUCAACAUCUAAGGAUUCCACAUACCUUAAUGAGGUCAAUUUAAGGAAUAAGAACCAGGGAUUAUAUCUAUUCAGCCAUUCAGUCUUUGGGGAUUCACUGAGUUAA